CCUUGGAAAAGGGACGGGAACAGGCGAAUGGGAGGGAGAUAAUGAAUCAUUCAGAUGUUGCUGGACGGCUUCGGAGGGCCAAGAUCCCGAGUCAUGAGUGGCUCGGUAGACUGUGGAGAAUGGAGCUAAGCCUCGGGCAUUUCUGCUGCAGACAAGGGUGUGGAUUCGAUGUGUGUAUGUGUGUACAUAGUUUCCGGCGGUAUAUGCAGCUUUGUUGAAGGAUUCCUAGAGUUUUGGUUUUGUCUGUCUGGAAACCCGAAUAGCGAGAGACUACAAGUUGUAGCAGUUGUGCUCGUGAUACCGUGCUCCGUACACGUGUACAUAGUAGCUGAGGGGAACAUGAGACCAAGUGAAGGAGGAGAAGAAAGUCAAAAUGAUGGUUUAGUUGGAAUAGAGUUCGUAGCCGCUGGCGGAGAGGCUGACCUCUUGCUACUAUUGUCUUGAAGCGGCGAAAUUACCUGUUACCAUGCUCUGUAUUUCGAAGUAGUGCACAAACUUGAGUAACAUUGGUUGGAAUUGCACAAAUCAUGCAUGCAUAGCAUAGUACCGAUGCUCAAGUUGUCCGGCUUGCAUACUUACCACGGCAGAGAGGCAGAGAGGCUACGGAGUAGAACUAGGAGAUAUACCCGCCAGUUUAUGCAUCAAAGUCCAACACGCGAGGGACUCCUAUGCACAGACCCGUCCGAUAUAUGCAACUUGUGACGGC
Molecule: messenger RNA, 706 nt
Organism: Colletotrichum godetiae
Lineage: Eukaryota; Fungi; Ascomycota; Sordariomycetes; Glomerellales; Glomerellaceae
Exons: 1
Coding region: 169-444 (91 amino acids)
Source: RefSeq, a predicted model, not a curated record